AUGGACCCAUCUCCCAUACCUCCACCGAAAUCCAUUCCAAAAGUGGCGAAAAUUGGUUGGCGAGCUUUCAUGAUUUUCAAUUUCGGUGUUGGAGCUUAUAUAUUUGCGAAAAAACAUGAAAUGGACAUGGAAGCGGGCGAGAAAAAAAGAAGUAAAAAGGGCAAAAAGGGUGUUGUGAACACCGAGGUCGAGAAGAAAGAUGCAGAAAACAUCAAAGUUGCAGAAACUGAUAAGACUAAGAAACCAGAAACUGCAAUACCGGUGAAGGAAGAAGCCAAACCGAUCCCUGAAGCAGACCCGCUGUUUGAUUUCACAGAUGCAGUUGAUCAGUCGUCGUUUCAGACUGCGGCACCUGAGCCUGUAAAGCUAGCUAGGAAACCGAUUCCAGAAGAUGAUCAAAGGGAGCUUUUCAAGUGGAUCUUGGAAGAGAAAAGGAAUAUAGAACCAAAAGACAGGAAAGAGAAGAAACAAAUCGAUGAAGAUAAAGCUAUUUUGAAACAGUUCAUUCGCGCCGAGAGGAUUCCCAAAUUUCUCCCUGAUGAUUCUGUUGAUUCUUCACUUCGCGAUUGGGACAAAUUCUUCUCCAAGUAG
Molecule: messenger RNA, 591 nt
Organism: Arabis nemorensis
Lineage: Eukaryota; Viridiplantae; Streptophyta; Magnoliopsida; Brassicales; Brassicaceae
Source: the annotation of a GenBank genome assembly